This is a messenger RNA of Syngnathoides biaculeatus (alligator pipefish), 3208 nucleotides long. It is a transcript of the gene itk, whose product is annotated as IL2 inducible T cell kinase. NCBI's taxonomy places the organism in Eukaryota, Metazoa, Chordata, Actinopteri, Syngnathiformes, Syngnathidae. The transcript has 18 exons. The record is from RefSeq and is a predicted model, not a curated record. Gene Ontology annotation, molecular function: non-membrane spanning protein tyrosine kinase activity; ATP binding; protein binding. The coding region runs from base 43 to 1920 and encodes 625 amino acids. Gene Ontology annotation, biological process: adaptive immune response; B cell receptor signaling pathway; intracellular signal transduction.
GUGUGUAUUCAGUUCAAGCAAUCUGCAACUCUUGGAGUCAGGAUGUGGUCGACUACACUCAACAACCGGAAACGUCAUGUAAUUCUGGAUGGUAUGAUGAUCAAAAAAUCUCAGCAAAAGAAAAGAACGUCUCCAUGUAACUACAAGGAGAGAUUUUUUGUGUUGGAUUCACAGGAAUUGAAGUAUUCCGAGCGUCGCCCUGGAAGAAAGCCUGUACUAAAAGGUUGCAUCAAGUUAUGCAGCAUUAAGUGUGUGGAGACGGUGUUUACCAAUCUCCCCAUUCCAUGUGACAACAAGUAUCCCUUCCAGGUUUUCCACGGCAACUAUUUCCUCUACAUUUUUGCCCCAGACAAUGAUUGUCGUCUGAGGUGGGUGCACGCUCUGAAAGAAGAGACGAAGAAUAACAAUUUGGUUGAAAAAUACCACCCACAGUUUUGGAUGGAUGGAAAAUGGCGAUGUUGUAACCAGUCAGAGAAACUGGCUAUAGGUUGUCAUGUGUAUGAUCCACUGGGUUAUGGUUCCAAAAAACCAUUACCUGAGGUCCCAAACAACGAGGCAGCGUUGGAUGACACCGUGCAUAGGAUGGUAAUUGCAAUGCAGAACUACACGCCAUUCGGAGAUACAGAGUUGGCACUUCAGAUAGACAAAGAGUACACCUUGAUAGACAGUUCUCACCCUGACUGGUGGAGUGUCAAAGAUGAAAGAGGGAACACUGGAUUUGUGCCCAGAACACACGUAGUUGAAAAAACAGGAAACGACUUUGAGAGAUUUGAAUGGUAUAACAAGAACAUUGCCAGAGGGCAAGCGGAAGAUGUGUUGAUCAAAGAGGGAAAAGAGGGUGGAUUCAUGGUUCGAAACUCAAGACAAACAGGCGUCUACACCGUCUCAGUCUUCACCAAAGCACGGGGACCUAAUGGAGAGAAACAACCAUGUGUGAAACAUUAUCAAAUCAGGCGGGCUGAAACAGGAGAGUCUUCUUUUUACUUGGCAGAGAAGUAUCUGUUUCGCACCAUUCCUGAACUAAUCCAUUACCACCAACACAAUGCUGCAGGUCUAAUCACACGUCUCAGACAUCCUGUCACUCAAACAGGGGGCUGCUACAAGGAAAUGGCUGGCCCACCCAAAGAUAAGUGGGAGGUGGACCCUGAAGAAAUUACCUUUGGUCAAGAACUAGGCAGUGGACAGUUUGGGAAGGUGCUGUGGGGGCAAUGGAGGGAGAAGAAGGUGGCCCUGAAGAUGAUAAGAGAAGAAUGCAUGUCAGAUGAAGAAUUUAAAGAAGAAGCAAGAGUUAUGAUGAGACUAUAUCACUCAAAGCUAGUUCAGCUCUAUGGCGUAUGCACCCAGCGUUCUCCUAUGUGUUUGGUGUUGGAGUUCAUGGAGAAUGGCUGUCUAUCAGACUACCUGCGAGCCAAAAAAGGGUAUUUUUCCCAGAGCACACUGUUAGAGAUGUGUCUAGAUGUCACUGAAGGGAUGACCUACUUGGAGACAUCUAAAUUCAUCCACAGAGACCUGGCUGCCAGGAACUGCUUGGUUUCAAACAGCAAUGUGGUUAAAUUGUCUGAUUUUGGCAUGACCAGAUAUGUUCUUGAUGACCAGUACACAAGUUCCUUGUGCUCCAAGUUCCCUGUCAAGUGGUCGGCACCAGAGGUCAUCAAAUACUGCAAGUUCAGCAGCAAGUCUGACGUCUGGUCCUUUGGUGUUCUCAUGUGGGAAGUCUACACAGAGGGUCGACUUCCUUAUGAGAACCAAUCUAAUGCACAGGUGGUAGAGUCCCUGAAUGCUGGCAUGAGGCUGCUCAAGCCCCGAUUGGCACCGGAGGCCGUAUAUCUCCUUAUGGAGUGGUGCUGGAAGGAGAAACCAGUGGAUCGUCCAUCCUUCGCGUUGUUGCUGCACGAGCUUUCCUCACUUUUAGACGGGUGAACCACAAGACAGGCUGUGGAUGCUAAACAUUUAACAAAUUUAUAUUUGUCCUAUUUAUUUGUGUGUGUCAUUGGAUAAAAUUUAAAAUGAUUUUAUAUAUUGUACUUUCAAGUUGUUUCCAAACAUGUCAGCCACCCACUGAGGUUUGCACUUUAUCUCAUUCAUUUUCCUGAAUGUUGUCAAAUGAACUGUAUUGACAUACCAUGCAUAGCUAUGAAUGUGUACUUAAUGUUUCUGUAAAGGUUGACAAUAAAUGGUGUGUUUUCAGUUACCAUAUAUGAUGUUCAUAAAGUAUGAUACAAUAUAUUGAUACUGUAAGUGCUACUUCUUAAAAUCUGUUCAAUGCAUAGAAAAGCAACAUUAAUAGCAAGCAAGCUAUACCUGCAGAUUUUAUGCGAUCAACUUGUCAGCACUGUCCAAAAAUUCUGCAUUUACAAAGAUAACACUGCUAAGAUUUGAUUGAUGUUGUGAAAGACGCAGCUAAACAUCAAUAUGUUUAUCAGUGCAACAAAAGAAUGUGGAUUGGACUGCCCUUUACCUGGAGUUGCCUCAUAUUUUGCUAUUCUCAGCUCAAUAAGAAACCAAAUAUGCAAGCAUACUCAAAGAAGUGUCCUUUGAGUUGGAAUUGGUUGCAUAAUUUUUCAAUAAUUCUGUAGGAUGUGUAAUAUUACAAGCAUGUGUGAUUGUCCAAGGCAAGUAGAAGGAAAACGUCAAAAAACCUCUUAUGAACUGUACAAUACAAUAUGGCAAUUAUUAUUAAAUGAUUUUCUCAGCUGUGGCCUCUAAGGUAACCAUACAUUAUGUGCAAGCCAAAUGGUCAUAUCCACCAUCUAUUGUUUGUAAGAAAUGAAAAUAAAAAAAAAAAAUUCAUAAAUGAAAUGCACUAACAAAUGGCAUGAAGUAACCAAAUCGAAAUACUCUGUUGCUGGACUUGAAAAGGUUUUUCAGGCAACUGUACUUGUACUAACAAAUGGCAUGAAGUAACCAAAUGCAAAUACUCUGUUGCUGGACUUGAGAAGGUUUUUCAGGUAACUGUACUUCAAUGUAAUUUAUAUUUUUCUGACGCCUUUUUACUUUUACUCAACAUUUAAACCAGAUGCCAUGGUACCUUAAGACAUACUUGACCUGACUUAAAGCAUUUCCCAUUUAUGAGCUGUCAAUCGACCAUCAUUUAUUUAUUUAUUUAUUUAUUUUGCCUUGUGGGCACAAUACGAGCACUGGAUGGCAGCAGCGAAAUCAACUCGCAUCACCAUUUGGAGCACUUUGGAAAAUUGUGAACAAUUCUUAA